Molecule: messenger RNA, 573 nt
Organism: Adineta steineri
Lineage: Eukaryota; Metazoa; Rotifera; Eurotatoria; Adinetida; Adinetidae
Source: the annotation of a GenBank genome assembly
AUGGCAACACUUUCGUCACCUACAUCAACUUAUUCGGGAAUUGUUACAGAUGUAUUAACACGUGUUCAUGAUAAAUAUCAUUAUAGAAAUGAUAUUACAUUUGCUAAAACAGCAUGUCAAGCAGCGAAAUUUAUUGAUGAAUAUUUAUCAAAUUGUGAACAACCAAAAAAUAAUGAAAGUUCAAUAUUUUUAUGUCAUAUAUAUCAUAUGUUUAUUGAACUUAUAUUUAAUACACUUGAAAUUGUUGAAAAUGAUCAUUAUACUACAAAUACACAUGAUCUUGAAAAAAUUCAUUAUAAUAUCUAUACAAAUACACAUUUCAAUAAACAUUGUGGUUCAGAAAAAGGUCCACAUGGUGAAACAUCAUUAUUUAUGAUAUCAUAUAUAGCUCAAAAAAUUAAAUUUGAUUAUAAUAUAACACUAGAAGAAUUUAAACGUCAUGCUCAUCAUGUUGAUGCAUAUAUCGAAAAGUUAAUGAUAUAUCUCAAAGAAAAACAUCUCAAUAAUGGUAAAUAUCUGACAAAUAUUUUCUUUAAUACCACUAGUAUUUAUUUAUCUAGAUUAACAACAUAA